GAUUCUGCUCCUCUCUCGUCCUGAACUGUGAAUAAAGAUGGCAGACGAGUCGGAGCGGGUUCCUCCUCCUUUUCCAGAGUCGGAGCCGCGGGAGACGGAUCCAGCGGACGGGGAAAGCGACGAGGAUAGCGACGACUUUGAGGGAGAGGACAUCUUUACCGGCAAUAGCCAACCUUUGGAGCCUAAAAAAGACCCCCUCCCACCAGCCUCCACCUCUACCACCACCAGCAGCAACACAAAGACCAAUGGACUGCAUUCAGACGAUGAAGAGCAGGAUAUAUUUGCAGAGGCCACCGUAGAGCUGGCUCUGGACAGUCCUCUCAAUAAUAGAAAGAGAGAACCAGCUCAGGCCAAACUGUUGGCAUCUGGGCCCUCCCUUACAGUCACGGGGCCAAGCACUUUGAAACCACCACCGGCCAAAACCUUCGAGGAGCUAGAAGAAGAGGAGGAAAAGGACACAUUUGAAUUGAAUGUUGCAGUUACCAAUCCUGAGAAAGUUGGGGAUGGUAUGAAUGCAUAUAUGGCUUAUAAAGUCUCAACUCAGACCAAUUUACCAAUGUUCAAGUGUAAGACGUAUACAGUAAAGAGGCGUUUCAGUGAUUUCCUUGGAUUAUACGAGAAGCUCUCUGAAAAGCACUCGCAAAAUGGAUACAUUGUACCCCCGCCUCCAGAGAAGAGCAUACUUGGGAUGACCAAAGUGAAAGUGGGGAAAGAGGACUCCUCCUCUGUAGAGUUUGUGGAAAGGAGACGCGCUUCACUGGAAAGAUAUCUUCAGAGAGUUGUCAGUCACCCGUCAUUAUUGCAAGAUCCAGACGUUAGGGAAUUUCUAGAGAAAGACGAGUUACCUCGUGCUGUGGGUACCCAGGCAUUGAGCGGAGCUGGCUUCCUCAAAAUGAUAAACCGAGCUACCGACGCAGUCAGCAAGAUGACUAUUAAGAUGAACGAGUCUGACAUUUGGUUUGAAGAGAAGCUACUGGAGGUGGAAAGUGAAGACCAACAUCUGCGUAAACUUCUCUCUGUUGUGGAAACCCUUGUAAACCACAGGAAGGAGCUCUCCAGCAACACAGCCAUGUUUGCGAAGAGUGUGGCGAUGCUGGGCAGCUCAGAGGACAACACGGCUCUGUCCCGUGCUCUGUCCCAGCUGGCUGAGGUGGAGGACAAGAUCGAGCAGCUUCACCAGGACCAGGCCUGCAACGACUUCUUCAUCUUGGCAGAGCUGUUCACAGACUACAUCCGCCUCCUCACCGCCGUGAGGGGCUCAUUUGACCAUCGAAUGAAAACUUGGCAACGAUGGCAAGACGCUCAGGCUACACUGCAGAAGAAACGUGAAAACGAAGCCAAGCUGCUGUGGGCAAACAAACCUGACAAGCUGCAGCAGACCAAAGACGAGAUCUCGGAGUGGGAGUCUAAAGUAACACAGUAUGAGAGAGACUUUGAGAGGGUUUCAGCUACAGUGCGGAAAGAGGUUCUCCGAUUUGAGAAAGAGAAAGCCAUGGAUUUCAAGAACCAGCUAGUGAGAUAUCUUGAAACGCUUCUACACUCGCAUCAACAGCUUAUUAAAUACUGGGAAGCAUUUCUGCCGGAAGCAAAAGCAAUCGCUUAACAUGACCAAGGAAGUUGUGUGAACCUCUCAAACUCUGCCUUUUUAUACACUUUACCUCUUGCCUUUUAAACCAAGAAAGUGAACCAAGAUCCCCCGCAAAGGGAAGAAACUGAACUAAUACAGUACAUGUUAGUAUAGCUCUUCAUCUUAACUAUUGUAUUAACUAUGUAUAUUUUACAUGUAACUUCCAUAUAUAUUUUCUUAUAAAAAAUCAUUUUUGGGGCACAGGGUUCUAUUAGCAAAGAGCCAAAACACAUCUAGUUUGUUUAAAAAAAAAAAAAAUGUUUUUAAAAAAUUAAAAAAACACAUGUACCACUAUGCUUAUAUUAAGGUUUUGCACUCAUUAGCACCAGCUGAUUAGCCAUUUUAAUAGAUGAUUUUGGGGGUUCGUUUUGCUAUUCUUUAAGAUACUGCUAUAGGUCAGCUCUUACGAGCUUUCAUGCUUGUUUAGUAGAGAUUCAGUCCUUUAGCUGGGGUGGGGAAUUGAAGCUGCUUUGGGUGAAUCAAGCAUUUGCCCUGGGGAUCAUUAAUCCACAGAACCAGAGCACACAGUGUCUGUUCACCACUGCGUGAGAGUCGGUUGGUUGAUGAUACUGUAGUAUGAUCACAGACUGUAACCCGGUGGCAAGUUUGAUGGCAACUGAGCCAACAGCACCCACCUAGGAGUGACCAGUCGCAAAGUGGCCUGCUUAUUCGAGUGCCCCGUGGGUCACAUAAAGUGAAAUGAGGUUAAAUAGUCUUACACUAGCUAGUAUCUACAAUGACGUGCAGCCCGAGUGAACAUUGUAUUUCAGUGUAGAAGCUAGAAGUGCCUUUUCCUUGCUAGUGUGUGAAGGAGUAGAGUAGGAUUGAGGAUACAAGAAACGGUCAGCUUGAGAAUGUGUAGUGUUAAAAAUGAUUUUAUCUUUGAAUGGUAAGUGAGCUUACCCCAUAGAGCUAUACUGCAAGGUAGUUCCUUCCCGUAGUGCAAUGAAAUGUUUUUGCCAAUAUGAUUUGUAUUUGUUAAUAACUGUUGUAUUUCGUUACACUGAGUUCUGCUAAUGGCUCCUGUAUUGUUAUUCAGUAGACCUACCUAGUCGAUGCUUGAUUGGUGAAAGGGUUUGCAACAUACAAUACAAUAACGCAAGAUAAUCUUAAUAGCUUGAAAUAGCCAGGCAUAGCAUUCUUUAACAUUUGGCUUCAUAGAAUAACCUAAACCAUUGUGUCCCCUUUCUGGGUCUGUAUAAAUUGUCUUUCUAGUUUUAAAUAUUAUUCCAUUUCAUAUUGUUGAAACGCCAUAUAUGUGUUUUUCAUGAGAGGUGGGACUUGCAGAAGCCACUUAAUGUCUGAUACUACUUUGGUAGCAUAUACCAGCUGAACUGGUGUACACAGUUUAAAAAUACAAUUCUAACCCUUCCCUUAGAAUGUUUUACGAUGGUUGCAGCCAUACACAUUUUCCUGAUCUCAGAUUAACUGAUACCAAACAGUGUUACGAUGAGUUCUGAGAUGAGGAAGCACAGACACAUUGUGAAUUAUUACCGUGUAUGCUCAAAGCCUUUUGGAGACUAUUAAUAGAACUUGCUAUUGAACUGGGACCCAUUCAGAAUAUUUGCAAGCAUGAAGACUGAAAAUGGCCUUUUGAUGCAUUGUCCCUUUUUCCUGUUUAUCUGUGACUGUCUGAGGAGAUAGGGCUGUAGCAUCAAGUGUUUGAGCAACAGGGCAGUGGGCUUCAUGCGUGAAGGGGACACUACCUGGUCAGCCGGAAAGAUAGAAACUUUAUUUUUAGUAAUUGACAAACAAUCAACUUUGAAUAGUUUCUUUUUUUAUUAUUAUUAUUAUUAUUAUUAUUAUUAUUAUUGCAUUGUAUUUGGUGCUGGGAUAGUUAUUCAAACAUUGCUUGAAAUACAAUUUUAUACAGAAAUUGUAAUUUGUUUGCAUCAGAUUUAUCAGACAUGAUUUAUUUACUUUAGUAAACUCCAAAAUACUAUAAUACCUAUAUAUUUUAAUAUAACAAAAUAAUAACAACCUCCAAGUAUCUCUGUCUCCUGGUAGUAAUAUCUUUGCUGACAACAGGGAAAAUAAAUAGUGCUUCUUUGUCUCACCAUGUAAUCACGUGGUGUAUAGGGUUGAAUUUUCCAUAACCUAGUGCUUACUUGUUUCAGUUAAAAAUGAAAAUAAAAUGUGUUUGUCCCAGCACUAAUUGGCACAUCUCAGCCCCACUUCUUUUCAAAGUGUUUACCUGUUAUUAAUAUUAAAAGGUGUCUUCUUCACAGCAUUCAAUAUUCCUUAACAGAUACUAAAAACCUUAAUUAUAAAAAUGUUAUGCAUACUACAGGGUUGAGUUUGUUAUAUUCAAAAUUUACUCAAAGUAGUAAAUUACUGAAAAUAAAAUUCUUUAAUAAA
This is a messenger RNA of Polyodon spathula (Mississippi paddlefish), 3985 nucleotides long. Its product is annotated as sorting nexin-1-like. Gene Ontology annotation, biological process: early endosome to Golgi transport; intracellular protein transport. Gene Ontology annotation, molecular function: phosphatidylinositol binding. The transcript is spliced from 15 exons. Lineage: Eukaryota; Metazoa; Chordata; Actinopteri; Acipenseriformes; Polyodontidae. Gene Ontology annotation, cellular component: endosome membrane; endosome. The record is from RefSeq and is a predicted model, not a curated record. Bases 38 to 1603 code for a protein of 521 amino acids.